AUGGCAGCUCAAGUCCCCACUGAAGCUCUCAAGGAGCUCAACGUGGCCAAUGGCUCCCAGAAGCCCGGCGCAAACACACAAUCAAAGACCGACGCUGCCGGCGACGACCACGGCGAUGACUCGGAGGACGAGGCCGACGGUGCAGCUCCCGCUGAAGGAGGUGCCAAAAAGAAGAAGAAGAGAAAGCCCAAGAAGAAGAAGAAGAAGAACCCUACCAGCCAGAGCGAUCCUCCCCGAGUCCUGGUCAGCCAGCUGUUCCCCAACAAGUCCUACCCUCACGGAGAGGAGGUGGAAUACAAGGACGAGAACAACUACCGUACCACCGACGAGGAGAAGCGCCACCUCGAUAACAUGAACAGCGACUUCCUGACCGAUUACCGCGAGGCCGCUGAGAUCCAUCGCCAGGUGCGCCAGUGGACCCAGAAGAAUGUCCGGCCCGGACAGACCUUGACUGAGAUUGCUGAGGGCAUCGAGGAUGGUGUUCGUGCCCUGACUGGCCACUCUGGUCUGGAGGAGGGUGACAGCAUCAAGGGCGGUAUGGGUUUCCCUUGCGGUCUCAGUCUUAACCACUGUGCUGCGCAUUACACCCCCAACGCUGGCAACAAGAUGGUUCUGAAGCAAGAGGACGUUAUGAAGGUUGACUUUGGCGUUCACGUGAACGGUCGCAUCGUGGACUCUGCUUUUACAAUGUCUUUUGACAACAAAUACGACAACCUCAUCCAGGCCGUCAAGGAGGCCACCAACGCUGGUAUCCGCGAGGCAGGCAUCGAUGCCCGUGUCGGAGAGAUCGGAGGUGUCAUCCAAGAGACCAUGGAGAGUUUUGAGGUUGAACUCGACGGAGUUACAUACCCUGUCAAGAGUAUCCGCAACCUCACAGGUCACAACAUCCUGCCCUACAGCAUUCACGGCACCAAGGCCGUGCCUAUUGUCAAGAGUAAUGAUCAGACCAAGAUGGAGGAGGGCGAUGUCUUUGCUAUCGAGACCUUUGGCAGCACUGGUAACGGAUACGUCCGCGACGACAUGGAGACAUCGCACUAUGCUAAGAGUAAAGACGGACAGCACGUUGAUCUGCGUCUGAGCUCGGCCAAGUCGCUGCUCAACGUUAUCAACAAGAACUUUGGCACCCUGCCGUUCUGCCGCCGAUACCUAGACCGUAUUGGCCAGGACAAGUACCUACUCGGACUUAACAAUCUGGUCAACGCUGGUAUUGUUGAUGCAUACCCGCCCUUAUGUGACAAGAAGGGCAGUUACACAGCCCAGAGUGAACAUACCAUCUUGAUUAGACCGACCGUGAAGGAGGUCAUCAGCCGUGGUGAUGAUUACUAG
This is a messenger RNA of Fusarium sp. VM40, 1326 nucleotides long. NCBI's taxonomy places the organism in Eukaryota, Fungi, Ascomycota, Sordariomycetes, Hypocreales, Nectriaceae. The record is from the annotation of a GenBank genome assembly.